Molecule: messenger RNA, 624 nt
Organism: Paramuricea clavata
Lineage: Eukaryota; Metazoa; Cnidaria; Anthozoa; Malacalcyonacea; Plexauridae
Source: the annotation of a GenBank genome assembly
AUGGAUAGCCGAGUGCGAAAUGUACAACAGACGAAAAACACCCGUCCCAUCUCAAAAGGCACCCAUGCAGAGCAUAGAAGUUGGACAACCGAUGGAACUGUGGGCUAUGGACGUAUUAGGUCCACUUCCUAUGACUGCACGGGGGAACUAGUACAUCUUUGUUAUGUCCGAUCACUUCACCAAGUGGGUAGAGGCGGUGCCAAUUCCCAAUCAACGUGCCGAGACGGUAUAGCUAAAGCCUUCGUCAAUGAAGUGGUGACUCGACAUGGAGUCCCAAGUAAACUUCUAACCGAUCAAGGAUGGAACUUCGAGGCCGAUCUCAUGAAGCAAGUGUUCAGUCUUCUCGGUGUGCAAAAACUAAGAACUUCGCCGUACCAUCCCCAAACGGACGGACAAGUGGAGAGAAUGAAUCGCACGUUGAAGGGGAUUCUGACAGCUUAUGUAAAUAAGAACCAUAAUGAUUGGGACGAUCACUUACCACUGGCCUUGUUUGCAUACCGUAACAGUGUGCAUUCCUCGUCUGGAGUUUCACCUUUCAAGGCAAUUUAUGGUCGCGAAGCCACUACACCGCUGGUACUUAUGAACACCGAAACUGAAGUUAAGGAACAGUUUAUUUCAAAUUAA